AUGCGAAUACUGGUGCACGGAGCUGGGUUCGUCCUCGUCUUGCGGGCGAAUCGCCUGUGGGAAGCCAACGCCGCCUGUGCGAUUGGUGAGGUGGGCGCUCCCACUAUCGCCGAUAUUAAGGAAGAAGCAGAUGACAUCGACGCUGAGCUUGCGUUAGCCGAGACCCGUGCUGCCCGCCGCACCCCCGGUGGUGCCGCACCGGUGGUCGCGUGCGUGCCUAACGAACAACCUUUCGCCAGUGUGAUGGGUUCCGUCGUCUGCCUGCCCGGCUUCUCCACCAGACCAGAGAAAGUCACCUCCAUGAUGUACUUUCAGCACGAGACGAAGGCCGUCGGUCUCGCUUCCGUGUCCCUUGCCUCUCUGCGAAGAGGUCUUUCCUUACUGAUCUUGUGCUGA
Molecule: messenger RNA, 396 nt
Organism: Cladophialophora yegresii CBS 114405
Lineage: Eukaryota; Fungi; Ascomycota; Eurotiomycetes; Chaetothyriales; Herpotrichiellaceae
Exons: 1
Coding region: 1-396 (131 amino acids)
Source: RefSeq, a predicted model, not a curated record